AUGUCUACUUUAAACAACGUCGAAAAUAACGGCGAGUCAAGCAAUUCAAAACGAUCCUCUCUCGCAGAUUCUGAUAGAGUGAAUCAAGCUAUGCUUUAUGAAGCAAUAGAUAAGGUUUUAAAUAAUUUAAAAAAUUAUUAUCCGUAUUCUUCACCUUUUCAAAAAAAGGUAAAUCAAAAAGAAGCACCGGAUUAUAAUGAAGUUAUAAAGAAUCCUAUGGAUCUCGGAACUAUCGCUAAAAAAUUAAAAAAUCGUUCUUACAACAGUAAAGAGGAAUUUGCAAACGAUCUUUAUUUAAUUUAUACAAAUUGUAUCACCUAUAAUACACAUCCAGACAAUAUCUUUCGAAAGUACGCCAUAGCCAUGAAAGAAAAGAUGGAUGAACUGCUUGAAGCUGUUCCGGAUGUUAAAAUUCAAACCCUUGCAGAAUAUAAAGCAAGUUUGAAACAAGAUUAUGGAGAAUUAUUUAAGGUGGAAAAAAAAUCUCCAUCAUUAGACCAACAUACUGAAAGUGCCUCGAGCGCUUCUUUGCAAGUAGAAGAUGAACCACCGGGUAAUGAUGUUGUAAUAGAAGAUGCUCAAAUAGCAGAUACGACUGGGCACUCUCAAGCGUCCCAAGAGAAUUCAUCAGAUGAUGAUGAAAAGGAAGCAGACCGUGAGGUUCAAGAAAUGCUGAAAAACAUAAGACUGGUCCCUACGUUACCAUUAUGGGAUCCUGAACUAGAUAAUCCAAAUCGAGAUAAAUUUUUUAAUUCAGACUAUGAUCCAAGCGCCGAUCUGCCGACUCUUGAUCAAUAUCCCCAACUUCAAUUCACUAAACAAGGUACUAGUGCGAUGAUCGAGAAAAAUAUUGAAACUCUUAAGCAAUCCCGUAUUCUUCAUGCCAAACUUGUGUCUGCGAGGCAUAAUAUUCCGUUGAGUCAUCUUGGUAUUUCAGAAAAGUCUCUAGAAGAAACGCCAAUAAUUAAUUCUACAAUUGACCAAAAGGAUCUGCCGCCCCUUAUCUUGAAUAAAGAAACCGGUUUUGCUUGUAUGCAACGCGUUGUUUCUAGGUUGUGUCAACACGCAGGAUUUGAAGCAACUUCUAGUAGGGCUUUGACCAUUUUAACUGAAGUUGCUCAAGAUUACUUCUUGAAUUUGAGUAAAACUUUACGCGCAUAUAUGGAUGAUUAUAGUAAGAAGAUGACUCCCGAGGAAAUGAUCAAUCACACGUUGUAUGAAAAUGGUGUUUCAUCCGUAAAGAAUCUUGAGUCAUAUAUUCAUGAUGAUAUUCAACGCUAUGGCACGAAACUACAAGAUAUUAAGCGCCGAUUGGAGCAACCUGAAGAAAUCGUAGAUGACAUCCCUGAUAAUGAUGAUGCAUUUUUGACGGGUGUGUUCGGCGGAGAAUUACAAGAUGAUUUCUUCGGAUUCAAAGAACUAGGUUUAGGUCCUUUACAGGUUCCUCCACAAUUAAUUCUCGGAUCGAAAAGGAUAAAACCUUUACCUAAAAAAGCCUCAGAACAAAAUGAACGAAAAUUACCUCGUCAUGUUCCACCACCACCAUGGGCACCAAUAACCGAUCCAGAAAGUCAGAUUGGUUUGCUAAGAGACUUUUUCCGUAACAAAAAAAAUGACUCUAUGAACGACCAAAUAAUUGAGGAUGAAAAUCUUCCUGCUAAACACCGCAACCAAAGGCCUCGUGUGCCUCCUACUGGUAAAAUUCCUCCACAACCUCGAAGGCAGCUGCAAAAGUCCAGCGCACAAUCUGCUGCAGCUCUUGCAGAAAAAAAGAAGAAGAAAGAACGAGAUGCAGCAAUUGCAAAAGAAAAGGAAAGAAUUAAACUUCUUAAAGUGGAAGAACGUGAAAGAAAAAAAGCUGAAAAGAAUGAACAAAAGCGACAGAAACAAUUAGAAAAAGAAGCUGCAAAAAAGGCAGAGGCGGAGGCUAAAGAGGCUCGGAAAGCAGAAAUAGAGCAUCAAAAGCGGCGUGCUCAAGAGGCUAAAGAAGCAAAGAAAUUAGAGCAAGAGGCUCAAAAGAAAUCGGACUCAGGAGUAAAAAAAGCAGAACCUAAAAAGAAAAAAUCAACCAACUCUAAGACCGGAAAGUUGACAUCGCCACAAGCUGAGAUUAGUUCGUCUGCAGCAUCAUCGACAACUUCAAAAAAGGUUCAUUAUAUAGAUAGUAUUGACUCAGAGAUGGUGCCACUUGGACAACUAAAAAAACAGCGUAGAACAGAAGUCACAGGCUCCAAACCAACUAACCGUCCCUCUCCAACGGCGAAAAAGAGAGUUCCACAUAGCUAA
Messenger RNA from Cetraspora pellucida, 2286 nucleotides. The record is from the annotation of a GenBank genome assembly. NCBI's taxonomy places the organism in Eukaryota, Fungi, Glomeromycota, Glomeromycetes, Diversisporales, Gigasporaceae.